UGGAACAUGAUUUGCAACCCUUAUUCAAAGUGAAAGUCGCAGGAGUCCUAUUCUGUAAGCAUUUCUAUGUUGACAAGCGAAAGCUUUGGACGCGUCCUCCGCUUGGUCGUUUAACCCAAACGUGUGUGUGCGUAUGUUUGUGCGUGCGUGCAUGUGUCUCCCAACACAAAUGUUGUAAAUAACAAAAUAAUAAUAACAAACAAUACAAAAGCCCAAUUGGCUAAUUUUAAACUAAGUACUUUUGACAAAGCACAAGGAAAUACAAGGGUGUCAAAUUAAUCAGCCGGGCCGCAGACAUGGCCGCCGAAAACUAUCAUCUUAAGUGGGAUUCACACUUAUCCUAUUUGAAUACUUCCAUAGCUACGCUUUACAAAAAUGAAAAAUUCGCAGAUGUUAUGUUGUAUAGUUCGUAUAACAGCAGUAACAUCAACUCGGACAUGCCGACGGUGGGUAUAUCGGCGCACAAAUUCAUACUCAGCUCCUGCAGUCAGUUUUUUGCGACCAUGUUCGAGACGGCGCCCAUUACUGCACCCAAUGGCGUGCUUUAUAUUGUGCUUCCUCCGGAUCUGAGCCAUCGUGCCAUACAGAUUCUGGUGCAGUAUAUGUAUAGUGGUGAAGCCACCGUGUCAAAUGAUAUACUCAACGAAGUGCUGCGUGGCGGCGAAAUACUAAAAAUACGCGGUUUAUGCCGCACCAGCAGCAACUCCUCCGGCAACACAAGCAGCAAUAAUAAUAAUGCCGCACAUCAUCUGCACCACCAUCAUCAUCAGCGGGAACCGAGCGCUAUGUAUAUGUCUAAUGGCACGCGUACAUCACUGGCGCCGCCGCCACUGCCCGUUGAUAUGUAUACAAGCAAGGGAAACAACAGCAGCAGCAGCAAUAGCUCCACGCGCUAUGCCCUAGAUCAUCAUCACGCCCAUCAGCAUCCCUCACAAUUUCGCGGUCUGGGCGCUUCCGUUAUGCCAAAGGACAGCCCAGUUAUAGUAAAGUCUCCAAAAAUAGCCACUCAUGCAGGUCUGCUGAGUGUGGCCAGCAGCAGCAGCAAACUUCACGCUGGCGGCAUCUCUGUCAACAAGGAGGUGGCCAUUGAUCCGGAGGAGAAGUGCUGUUAUGCAUCGUCCAGCCAACACGAUAGUCUAACACAGCCGACAGCAACUGCCCCAGCACUAACAGCUCCCAUGUCAAUCUGCACAGAAGUCGGCUGCAACAGCUGUCCGUUGGCUGCGCCAUCCAAUACUGAGGCUGUGGAGACAACUUUACGAAGGCCAGAUUAUGAGCGUGAACGAGACAGGGAGCGAGAACGAGAACGAGAUCGUGAGCGUUUAGUAGAAGAUCCGCAUUGUGAGCGCGAACGUGAAGAAGUGGGGCUGGUUUUUGAACGACGAAUACGACGUGAAAGCGUCUGUGAGCGUGCUAUUGCGCAUGAUUCGCACUACUUUCCACACGAAGGACCGCACUAUGAGCACGCAGUCAAGUCCUAUGAAGUGCAACCCCGCCUGGCUACACCGCCACAUCCGCACAGUUUUCUGAGCAUCAAGCAGGAGCCCACUGAUUGGUCUAAUAACGCCAAUGCACCUUUAAACAGUGACAAUAGCCAAGAGGUGGCGUUGUCGCCCAAGCAGCCGUUAGACUUUGCCGUUAAGGUAGAGGCGAGUUCCAUACCACAGGAUGAAGUUGAGGAGCCGCACACGUUGCGUGAUUACAACAACUUUAAACUGCUCGUCUGUGAGAUCUGCCAGAAAUCGUUCGAGGACACCAAGACUCUAGUGCGUCAUCUGGGCACUCAUGCCUCUGAGCCGGCAGGCAUCUCUGGAGGCGGAGGUAGCAGCAGCAGCAGUGGUGGCUCAGCUAACAGCAAUAAUAAUAGCAGCAGCUUAGCUUUGCGUGCCUUGAAGACGUACGUGCCAAAGAAGCGGCGCAGAGUGUCGGUGAGUGGCGUUGGAUGCUGCGUAUUGGAAAACAACUUUUCUCAUCUCAACCCUCCUACUUCUUGCUCCCAUUCGUAUUCACAGCAACAAGAGAACAACAUGGAUCAUGUGACGCUGCUUUGCGAUCUCUGCUCGACCUCCUUUGAGACACCGGCAGAGUGGGUGCGACACAUGAAUAGCCAACACACAGAGAUAGAGCUGGCCAUGUUUAAUAGCAAAAAGGAUGGCGAACAAAAAGGCUGUGUGUCUUAAAGCCCUUGGCGUCAUACCCACCACCCUCAGAACCAACAGCUUCCAACUAGCACCACCAUCAUCACCACCAAACGUCAGGGCGUGAAAGAAGCAAUAACAAAUUUAAGAAAAAAGUUAAAUAACCAAACUAUGAAAUCAAGUCAUUCCAGUAAUCAAAAGCUAAUGUUAUAUAUAAAAAUUCUACAACAGCAAGAACCGUGAUCAAAAAUGCAGCAGCAGGAAAAAACAAAUCAGAAUAUUUUAUAGAGCUAUAAAAAACGUAUUAUUAACAAAAAGAUACACCAACUAAAGCGAAACUUUAAACGAAGCAAACAAACGGAAUCGUCAGGCAACGAUGCAAAACAAAAUGUUAUUAUAAACCACUUUAAGCAAACAGCAAAUUGAUAUAAAUUUAAAUCUGUAGUAUUUUUAAAUCUAUGUAUGUAUGUAGUUUUUAAACAUUAUGCCCCACAAUUGCACCAUUUAAGCAAAUAAGCAAUGUUCUUCACAAGGAAUUUGUUUAAUUUUAUACCUAACAUUGAU
Molecule: messenger RNA, 2702 nt
Organism: Drosophila busckii
Lineage: Eukaryota; Metazoa; Arthropoda; Insecta; Diptera; Drosophilidae
Product: hormone receptor 4
Exons: 5
Coding region: 297-2180 (627 amino acids)
Biological process (GO): regulation of transcription by RNA polymerase II
Cellular component (GO): nucleus
Molecular function (GO): protein binding
Source: RefSeq, a predicted model, not a curated record